This is a messenger RNA of Myripristis murdjan (pinecone soldierfish), 2138 nucleotides long. RefSeq names its product sirtuin 6 (gene sirt6). Gene Ontology annotation, cellular component: nucleus. The record is from RefSeq and is a predicted model, not a curated record. The transcript is spliced from 8 exons. Gene Ontology annotation, biological process: negative regulation of transcription by RNA polymerase II. NCBI's taxonomy places the organism in Eukaryota, Metazoa, Chordata, Actinopteri, Holocentriformes, Holocentridae. The coding region runs from base 111 to 1157 and encodes 348 amino acids. Gene Ontology annotation, molecular function: transcription corepressor activity; NAD+ binding; histone H3K9 deacetylase activity, NAD-dependent.
UCCAAACAGUCGGAGAAAAAGCCGCCGGGGAGGCUGCUUUGCAUCUUGUGUUGGAGCAUUUUUACUAAAGAAAAAAAACACUAAAUAAAUAGGUGGUGCAAACAGCAGCCAUGUCAGUGAAUUACGCCGCUGGACUCUCUCCGUACGCAGAUAAAGGCGUGUGCGGGCUGCCCGAGGUGUUUGACAGUCCUGAGGAGCUCAAGGUGAAGGUGGAGACUUUGGCUCAGCUCAUAAAGGAGUCGCAGUACCUGGUCGUCCACUCUGGAGCUGGCAUCAGCACCUCGACGGGCAUACCGGACUUCAGGGGUCCAAAGGGUGUGUGGACCUUAGAGGAAAAGGGUGAGAGCCCCCACUUUGACACCACAUUUGAGGACGCCCGGCCCAGCUUGACUCACAUGGCCCUCUUAGGGCUGCAGAGGGCCGGGUACCUCAAGUACCUCAUCAGCCAGAACGUGGAUGGCCUGCACGUCCGAUCCGGCUUCCCCAGGGACAUGUUAUCAGAGCUUCAUGGAAACAUGUUUGUAGAGGAGUGUGAGAAAUGUGGCAGACAGUACGUCAGAGAGAAAGUGAUUGGUGUGAUGGGGCUGAAGCCGACUGGACGUUAUUGUGAUGUGGUUCGCUCGCGAGGACUCAGAGCCUGCAGAGGGAAGCUGAUCAGCUCCAUACUGGACUGGGAGGAUGCUCUUCCACACAGAGACCUGACCAAAGCAGAUGAAGCCAGCAGACGAGCAGAUUUGGCACUGACUCUUGGGACCUCGCUGCAGAUCAAACCCAGUGGAGACCUUCCACUCCUCACUAAGCGCAAGGGUGGCAAAGUGGUCAUAGUGAACCUGCAGCCUACCAAACAUGACAAGCAUGCACACUUGCGUAUCCAUGGUUAUGUGGAUGAAAUCAUGAAGCAGCUGAUGGAGCUGCUGGGAUUGGACAUCCCAAAGUGGGAGGGUCCAACUAUCUGUGAAAGCUCCACAGCGCCCUCCGAAUCCUCUGCGGACUUCAAUGCAAUUAUUGCAAAGGAAGAGGUGAAAAAUGACAUUAAGAAGGAGGAGAGGAAAAGACUAGCCGAGCCACAAGCAGAUGAUGAGCAGGUUAAGGAGGAGACAGUUUCAGUAAAGAGGGAGAGAGCAGAAUCCCCAGCAGGGACAGACGAAGAGAAAUAGCUUCAUGUUUUCUCACAAUGCAGACCCGUCCAGAACUGAACUUUAUAAUAGAGGGUCAACCAGUUCCACAGGGAAUAGGGGUUUCUCAUCUGAUACCCUCCAGAGAAGAGUCUCUGUUAGGACUGUAUUGGUUUUGUUAAUCCCACAUCUCUUCAAGUAAUCACACAGUGCUGUGAUCAAGGAUGAAACUGAUCGAUGGAGGACUCCUCAACUGAAGCCUCACUCACUGACUUCCUGAUAUAGUAGCAUCAGCUAAGUGGUUGUGUAACAAGGAUAACUGCACUGUUUUAAGGUGACUAAGAUGACAUUGCUUCAGGUAGGUGUUCAGGUGGAAAUGUUUACCAGCACACAGGCUGUGAUGUAACCGUCCCUCAUGCUAUUAAACCUAGAAACACAACUAUGAUACUUAAAUAAGAGGGCUUGGGAAAGAGUUGGUACAUCUCUGAUGGUGUCGAGUGGGUCCCUCUCAAUUUGUUUGAAUGCAAGUGGCUACAUGCUGCUGGCUGAGACUGGGGUUAAACCACCUUUUGUGUGUUGGCCAGAUUCACUUGAAAUUUAAAAAAGCUUUUCAGUGGAUCAUUUUUUAUCAAAAUUAAUUAAGGGUGCUCUAAUUUAUCCCCCAAAAUGACAGGAUACCCACUCAAAGUUAUCAAACCGCUCCUCUAAAACGGACAGAGGAGUAUCUGGUUGCAGUCAGUUUGGUAUAAAAAGGAAAACCAUGGUUUGUAUUAAUUGUUCUUGUUUAUAGCAUGAGGAAAAGAUUCUUUGUCCUCUAGUGUGAUGUAUGUAUGUUUACGCCUGUUUUCAAGUUUAAUGGAACACCUGCUGCAGAUCGGCUGUGAGUGGAUGAGAGUCAUGCUGUGCAUUUCCAAGAAAAUAGUCUUCUUCUCAGGAGAAAAGCACUGUACUCAAACAUUAUAUUCAAUGUUUGUUAACUUUUUAUACAGAUUUUUUUGGACAAUAAAGACAGCAUUAACAGUC